Molecule: messenger RNA, 3976 nt
Organism: Myotis myotis
Lineage: Eukaryota; Metazoa; Chordata; Mammalia; Chiroptera; Vespertilionidae
Gene: SLC18A2
Product: solute carrier family 18 member A2
Exons: 16
Coding region: 230-1780 (516 amino acids)
Biological process (GO): xenobiotic transport; aminergic neurotransmitter loading into synaptic vesicle; transmembrane transport
Cellular component (GO): terminal bouton; synaptic vesicle membrane
Molecular function (GO): serotonin:sodium:chloride symporter activity; xenobiotic transmembrane transporter activity
Source: RefSeq, a predicted model, not a curated record
GGCGGCGCGGGUCUGGGCGGGGUGGCGGCCCCUCCUGCACAGCGACCGUGGCCCCUCCUGCUCCGAGCCCCCCGCCCCCGUUCCGCGCCGGCCGCUCCUGACGUCACAGCCGGACCCGCUAAACCGGGCGGCGGCGGCGGCGGCGGGGCGCUAGGGUGCAGACUGCGACCCGGAGGCGCCCGGACGGACGGAGCGCACAGCGGCCGGAGACCCGAGCCCAGCCCGAGCCAUGGCCCUGAGCGACUUGGCGCUGGUCCGCCGGCUGCUGGACGGCCGUCACUCCCGGAAGCUCAUCCUGUUCAUCGUGUUCCUCGCGCUGCUCCUGGACAACAUGCUGCUCACCGUCGUGGUCCCCAUCAUCCCAAGUUACUUGUACAGCAUCCAGCACGAGAAAAAUGCAACUGAAGUCCCGACUGCCCGGCCAGCACCCACAGCCUCCCCCUCGGAUGGCUUCCAGAGCAUCUUUUCCUACUAUGACAACUCCACCAUGGCCACUGGGAACACCACCGGAGACCUCCAGGGGCGGCCGCUGCCCAAGGCCACCACGCAGCCCAUGGUGACCAACUCAUCCGCGGGCCCUUCCGACUGCCCCAGCGAGAAUAAGGACCUCCUGAAUGAAAACGUGCAGGUUGGCCUGUUGUUUGCCUCCAAAGCCACGGUCCAGCUGCUCACCAACCCGUUCGUAGGACUGUUGACCAACAGAGUCGGGUAUCCAGUUCCAAUGUUUGUGGGAUUCUGCAUCAUGUUUAUCUCCACCAUUAUGUUCGCCUUCUCUAGGAGCUACGCCCUCCUGCUGAUCGCCAGGUCGCUGCAGGGCAUUGGCUCCUCCUGCUCUUCUGUGGCUGGGAUGGGCAUGCUUGCCAGCGUGUACACAGAUGACGAGGAGAGAGGCAACGCCAUGGGGAUUGCCCUGGGCGGCCUGGCCCUGGGGGUCUUAGUGGGCCCCCCCUUCGGGAGUGUGCUCUACGAGUUUGUGGGGAAGACGGCCCCGUUCCUGGUGCUGGCUGCCCUGGUGCUCCUGGAUGGAGCUAUUCAGCUCUGUGUGCUCCAGCCGUCCCGGGUGCAGCCAGAGAGCCAGAAGGGGACGCCGCUGACCACGCUGCUGAAGGACCCCUACAUCCUCAUCGCCGCAGGGUCCAUCUGCUUUGCAAACAUGGCCAUCGCCAUGCUGGAGCCGGCCCUGCCCAUCUGGAUGAUGGAGACCAUGUGUUCCCCCAAGUGGCAGCUGGGCGUUGCUUUCUUGCCGGCUAGUAUCUCUUAUCUCAUUGGAACCAAUAUUUUUGGGAUACUCGCGCACAAGAUAGGGAGGUGGCUUUGCGCCCUGCUGGGAAUGGUAAUUGUGGGGAUCAGCGUUUUAUGGAUCCCUUUUGCAAAAAACAUUUAUGGACUCAUAGCUCCCAACUUCGGAGUUGGUUUCGCAAUUGGCAUGGUGGACUCAUCGAUGAUGCCCAUCAUGGGCUACCUGGUGGACCUGCGGCACGUGUCCGUCUACGGGAGUGUGUACGCCAUCGCAGACGUGGCCUUCUGUAUGGGAUACGCAUUAGGUCCUUCCGCUGGCGGGGCUAUCGCGAAGGCAAUUGGAUUUCCGUGGCUCAUGAGAAUUAUUGGAAUAAUUAAUAUUCUUUUUGCUCCUCUCUGCUUUUUUCUUCGAAGCCCACCUGCCAAGGAAGAAAAAAUGGCUAUUCUCAUGGAUCACAACUACCCUGUUAAAACAAAAAUGUACACUCAGAACAAUGUCCAGUCGUAUCCGCUAGGUGAUGAAGAAUCUGAAAGUGACUGAGACCCUCAGAAGUCAUCAGAGCAUUUCGUUGUGUGAAGCAGUAUUCCCUGUGCAGUGACUCAUUCAGAACCAUCUUAGUCAUCCCACACGUCCCUGGUGAAACAGUAGAACCAAAGGUUACCCUUUCUUUUCCGUGGGUAUGGUCGAUUGCCAGCAGCCUUAUAAAGAAAAAGCAGCUUUUCUAGGGGUUUGUAUAAAGUGUUGAAAACUUUAUUUUAUGUAUUUGAUUUUAUUAAAUAUUAUACAAUAUAUUUUGACGAAAUAGAUAUAGUGUAAAUCUAUAAAUAUUUGAAUCCAAAUCAGAUAUAACUUUUUAACUUACAUUCACGAACACUUGGGCCAAAAAAAAGCACACCUUAUAUUUUUUCUGAAUAUUGGUAAUGAGUGUUUAAAACUAAAGUACACAUUAUCUCCGAGACACUUCCGACAAUAAGACACUAGAAGGAAGUCUGAACAAUCAAGUAAGACAGCGUAUGGUUACGUAGUGACGCCGAGUGUUGAGUUCUCCAGCUUGUAAUUAUCAUCAAUAUAUGUAUGAGUUAAAAGCUAGUUAUCUCGAACGCAGAGGACAAGAACUUGAGGCAGUUACCGUUUGGAUUUAUCUGUAAAACUUAGCUGGCACUAGUUAUCUAUAUGUAACCACCUACCCGGAAACAGCUGGUUGUAUGUAAAUGAUAUGCUUACAUGUCAUGUGGUUGGCAGCAAACAUUGAAGCCAAUGAGGGGAAAAAUAGCAAAUGUUCUGAAAGCAGAGAAAAGCAUCUAAAAUGAACAGUUAUGAACAACUAGAUGCUUCCCUUUAAGAUAUAUGAUUAUCUUACUGGAUGAAGGAACAUUGAGGGUAGAUUACACAAGUCAAGGUUGUGUAAGCAUGGCGAGACUUAUCAACAUCUAGUUCAAGGUUAGAAAAUAAAGGUAAAAGGCUAAUAGCUGCUAUGACAUGAACAAAAAAAUCAGACUCUAUCAUCUUUGACCUGUUUGGAGAUUAUCCAAGUGUUUAAUUUUGAGUUUUAACUUUUCUUUCCUAGACUUCUGAAAGUUGUUCACAUCAAUGUGAAAAGUUUUAAAUGACGAUGAGUGCAAUUAGGUCUUGAAUCAUGUUAGGAAACCAGGUAAAAAUAGGGUGGUCCGGACACCCCCCAUUUCACAGGCAGGGAAAAAACCAAACAUCUGAAAAUGUCUUUGUAUUACUGUGUCAUCUAGUGCUGUGUGAUGUAGUUUCUCUAAGCAUGACAUUGUCGUGCCUUCCCAACCUAUACUGUGUUAGUGAACACUGUCAGUUUACACCAGGUUUUGUAUGAUAUGACUGCAGUGGUGAUCGUGUGGAAUGCCUCAGCUACUACUGGUUAAUUCUAUAGUUCUGUCAUUGUAAAUGAAAAUCACCUAUGUCAAUGUUUUUGUUAAGUUAGAAAUUGUUUAACUUGGAAGAGGAGGAACUAAGGACUUUAAGAGGACUCUUCAACCUUUCAAUUCUCUAGGAAAGUUAGCUGAUGCUGACUUUCCAUUUGCUUUACGAAGCUUUCCUGUGGGCCUCGGCAGGGUCUGCAGCCUGGCUGUCAGGUGCCGUGAAUUGGAAGCACAUAGCUUCCCACUCACCAAUUCGCAUGGGGCAGCUGAUCGGGUGGCUUCUGGAAGGUGCUCCAGAGGCGCGUGCCCGUGGCUCUGAGGCAGGCCGUUCUCCACUCCCACUGGGGAGAACCUUCCAAAGGAGCGAGCUGCAAAUCGGCCCUCUGGCGGGUUCGUGGUUCUCCCAGCCCCAGCACCGUAUGUUAUUCUACUUUAUUUUUGCCUUUAAGAUUCGUCUCUUCAAAAUGACCGGGAAAGGCAUGCCUGCUAUUGAUCCAGAGGGAUGACAUAAAAGAUACAUGGAGUUUUUUAGAACUGUUUUAGGAGCAAAAGAUAUCAGUUGUAUCUAACAGGAAAAAUGGGGAAUUGUAGGGUCUUUUAUGUGACUAAUGUUCUGGGGUGAGCCAAGACUGAAAAGAGACUUUAAAAAAAAUAAUUACGUAUGUCAGAACAAAGAACAUACAGCCGAGUUUCUUUUUUGAGCAGAGGUGGUUUUAUGUGUGUACCUGGCAAACAGAUACAAAAACCUUAAUGAGGUAGCAAUGAAUAGUCAAUUCUUUCUUUUGACUGCCAAGUGUACCUGCCUAAGCCAUGUUUUAGCUAGUUUACUUAAUAAAUCUUCUGAACACUA